Molecule: messenger RNA, 841 nt
Organism: Thunnus maccoyii (southern bluefin tuna)
Lineage: Eukaryota; Metazoa; Chordata; Actinopteri; Scombriformes; Scombridae
Gene: stmn3
Product: stathmin-like 3
Exons: 6
Coding region: 57-602 (181 amino acids)
Biological process (GO): regulation of microtubule polymerization or depolymerization; microtubule depolymerization; neuron projection development
Cellular component (GO): cytoplasm; neuron projection
Molecular function (GO): tubulin binding
Source: RefSeq, a predicted model, not a curated record
UUCCCUUGCCAGCAACAAACAGCAUCCUCUGGCUCUCUCCUCCACUGUCAGCAACAAUGACCAGCACAGUAUCAGCCUACACAGACAAGAUCAAGGAGAUGUCCAUGCUGUCUCUGCUCUGCUCCUGCUUCCACACACAGCCACAUCCCAACAGCCUCUAUCAGUAUGGAGACCUGGAGGUGAAGGGCUUCAACAAGCGAGCAUCGGGCCAGGCCUUUGAGCUGAUCCUGAAGGAUCCCGAUCAGUUCAGGGACAAACCCCAGACUCAGCCCCUGCCCUCACCCCCGAAGAAGGAGGUGUCCCUGGAAGAGCUCCAGAAGAGGCUGGAGGCCGCUGAGGAGAGGAGGAAGUCCCAGGAGGCUCUGGUGCUGAAGCAGCUGGCAGAGAGGAGGGAGCAUGAGCAGGAGGUUCUCUACAAGGUGCGUGAGGAGAACAACAACUUUAGCAAGAAGACGGAGGAGAAGCUCAUCCAAAAGAUGGAGGUCAUCAAGGAGAACCGGGAGGCCCACCUCAAUGCACUCAAACAGCGGCUGCGUGAGAAAGAAAUCCACGCUGCUGAGGUACGCAGGAACAAGGAGCUCAAGGCUGACCUCUCUGGCUGAGGAUGUUUUCUACACUUAGGCAGCGGAUGCUACUUUUGAAAAUCUUGUGUGUCAAAGUUCUCCUGUUGUUCUGUAUUCACCAAUAUCACCAGUGCACUUUUCAAGACUCAAACUAGUAGUUAAUCAGCACCAAAUAAUGCUACUCAUCUGUUUCAUUUUUGGUAAAUCACACACAUUUGGAACUGCAGGUACAUAUUCUGAUAGCAGAGGCAAGUACAGCUGAAAUAAAGUCCAAUUCU